Culex pipiens pallens (northern house mosquito) is the source of this 1376-nucleotide messenger RNA. RefSeq lists its product as uncharacterized. The coding region runs from base 160 to 1032 and encodes 290 amino acids. The record is from RefSeq and is a predicted model, not a curated record. NCBI's taxonomy places the organism in Eukaryota, Metazoa, Arthropoda, Insecta, Diptera, Culicidae. The transcript is spliced from 3 exons.
CGGCCCCUCGGUCUUCAUUGUCGGUGUCGCACGUGACACUCGGUUCGGAACCGUCAAGGACGUCGGACACUCCGAGAGUGGUCUCCUCCGGGCGUCUUUAUUAGGAGGUGAGCGCGCGGUGAAGAAGUGUGUAUACUUUCGGGCGCUAAUUUUCGCAAGAUGGCACUGUCAACGAGGUUCUUUAACCUGGUGGUUUGGGUGGUCCUGAUCUGCUCCACCCCAAUGGGUGACGCCAUUGACAUCCCCGGCUACUGCGACAUCCACACGACCACAACAAGUCAGUACGAGGAGUACUUCAACAUCGACGCGAUGGGCAACAACCGGUCGGAGAAGAACGUCGUCGACUUUGUGAUGUACGUCCAGCUGCAGAACAUGCAGGAGGAGAUCGCACUGCUCCUGUCCGUCAGCAACCACUCGCGCCAGCAUCCGGACUACGAGAAAACGUACGAGAUCCGGAUCAGCAACGUUUACACCGUGAUUUACAAGGAAACGCUCCGGAUGUCGGCGCACCACAGCCACACCUUCAACUUCUUCCCGGCGGAACACUUCCAGGUGCACAUCAAGAUCACCCGGAAGGGGCUGAUUACGGUGAUCAUUGACGGGUUGCCGAAGCCGAUUCUUUCGGUGGUGGACGACUCGCCGCCGAUCGACGUGCACUUUAUCAGCUUUGGGUCGCGCAUGAACGCGUAUCCGAUCACGUGGUACAUGUACUGCCGGGAUCCGCCGACGACGCCGCCACCGCCGACGGAGAAACCUGAGGAGGGGGAGGGACACUUUAGCCAGAAUGACGCGGCCGAGUUGGACGAGAACCGGUGCCCGGUGUGUCCGAUGCCGGCCAAGUGCGAGGUUGUGGUGCGGGCUUGCGCGGACACGUCGCAGGACUCGCAGGGGCAGAUGACGGACGCCGAGAAGCAAAAGUACUUCUUCUACUUUAACAUGUACCUUAGCAAGAAUGGGAAGAGCGGGGGGAAAACGGCGGUUUCGUCUUCCUCCUCGGCGGUCGAUUUUACUGACAGUAACAAGCUGGACUAAAAGGCGGAUCAACCACGGCAAAGAAAUCGGCAUAUCGGACAACGAAAUUCUUCCAACAAACUCUAAUAUCAAACUCAACUCAACAGUUUUAAAGCGUUUGCUAACCUUUGAAUUCUUAUAGGGCACUUGUAGAGAGACUAUUUACUGCGAGAUUAUAUCAACUUUUCUCACGUGUUUUGAAAUCCUUCAAGUAGCGUCUACAGUAGUUGACAAUACUUCUAAUAGUAGCUGUAUUUUUCCUCCUUGAAACUUACUACCUUCACCACUACACGUUACAACAUGUUAUGCAGCAUGCAUGCUAAUUAAUUAACUACAAUAAAAACGGACAAUAAUUGAUGCUCAAA